Molecule: messenger RNA, 7925 nt
Organism: Macrobrachium nipponense
Lineage: Eukaryota; Metazoa; Arthropoda; Malacostraca; Decapoda; Palaemonidae
Product: mucin-2-like
Biological process (GO): proteolysis
Molecular function (GO): serine-type endopeptidase activity; protein binding
Source: RefSeq, a predicted model, not a curated record
GGCGUCGUCGAGUAGGUGUGUUUUUCUCCCCCGCUCCGCCGGUCGUGACUGGUGCUGCAGUAGAUGACAUUCUUGAAGACUGCAUAGUUUCGUAUUCGACUUUUUCUACAUUGGUUACCGGAUAACACUGCUGUAAAAGAAUGAGUUGAUUGGUGAACGGCACGAUUGGAAAUAUGCUUUUUUAAACCUAAACAAUGGUUGGUGGAAACGUGGUGAGGAUUAGUAACAGGUUGAACAUCGGCCUAACGAAUCAAACAAGACUUUCAUGAUAAGAGCGAACGUAGCCUGGUUGUCGUAUGCUUUCGAGCUGUGCCAAAUAGUGUUAGGGAAGUGUGACCAUCAUGUAUUUCAACAGAAGAAAUCUUUAUUAUCAGAACUACCCGUAUUUUUCUCCAUUUGGAUAUCCUGUGCAACAAGAGGAGCAGCAGAGGUCAUACGCCCAGGCCGCCCUCGCGGCACAAGCCAAGCUAAGAGCCUACAGGCUCUCGGCCAUUUCACAGCAACAACUGCACCAACAACAGCAACAGCAGCAACAGCCGUUGCCCUCAAAGGAGGGCGCCGGCGACGGAGUGUCUUUCGUCAGGGGCUCCGUAAGUAAUAACGCCGGCGGGCAAGGUGACUUCACCCCCUACGGAUAUGUCUCAAGGCCCGGUUCCACACCUCUCAGUUACAGCUUAUGGGGAUCUAGUGCCUCCACCACGAGUUCGGAAGAAUCUUACAGACGUCACUUCAGUCGAAGUUUGUGCCGCGUCGUGUUCGGAUGUGCGGUACUCCUCGUCAUCUUGGCCGUCCUCGGCAUCGUUGGCAUUGCCAUUUAUUUGGGCGUCCUCACUAAUGAAGACGAAGGAGCCGAGUUUGAGGUUCGAUACAACGGUCACAUGAGAAUCGACCAAGGAGACACUUGGAUACCCGCGCUGCAGCUAGUGGAUUCUCCUGCCUUCAAAGCCAAAGCUAAUAAAUAUGAAAAAAUGCUGGAGAAAGUAUACGAGAACAGCUUCUUGAGAGGAUCUCUAAGAAGAGCAAAGGUGGUGCGAUUCACGAAGAACCUCGAAAAGAACAAAGGUCUCAAGGUACAAUUCACGGUGGGACUCGACCGACGGAAGAUGCCAAGCCAUGUGGACAACACUGUCAUGGCCGUCCGAGACGUCCUUCUACAGGAGUUGAUGAGCAUGGAGCCGGUGGCUUUCAAGACUGUGGCGGUUGACAUCGAUUCCUUGAAGAUUGCAAGAGACACUGAGGUUGGGGGAGUUGAAGUUCCAAAUGCAGCUGUGGGUCCUGUACCUGUAGCAGCAGCACCAGCAGCGCCUUUGCCUGCUCCCCCGAAAAAGGAAGAAGACGUUCAGGUAAUCAAGGUGGAAGGUACUCAGCAGGCUCCUGGUGGGGCCAUUAUGAUCAGAAAGCCCUCAGGUUCAGCAAUGCGCACACACACACAGCAAGAGGAUAAUCGAGAAAAGGUUGUCACCGAAGCUGCUUCUACCACUAGUACUGUUGGUAACCUUGUAUAUGAAUUUGGACCCUGGAGGCCUGUGAACCCCUUCAAUGUGUUCAGUCCAUCAGCAACCUAUGCCCCAUCAACAACUCCCGCAACAACUCCCGCAGUCAGGACUUCAGAUCAGAGGCAGACAACACGACCAUAUUUCAGCCCAACUAAUAGACCGCCUCAUCAUCCUGCGUUAGUGACAGGACCUAGAGAUAAUUCUAGCCCAGUCACAAUUCCUCUAACAAUGAAGGCAACAACUACCACAACUACAACAAGUGCUCCAACAACAACUACAUCCACGACAACCUCUAGUACUACUACCUCAACUACAACUGCCGCACCACCAACAACUAGCAGUACAAAUCCUCCCACAACAACUCCACUUCCUCCAACGACAGCUGCACCAUUUGCUGUAUUUAGAGACCGUCUAGGAAUCGUGGAUGAUGUCAGAGAUAACAAAAUGACAACAAAGAGGAACCCUUCAAAGGAGGAUCUACAAGCCAUAUUAGCCGAGUUGUUGUUCUUUACAACACCACGACCUCAAGUUCAUCCUCAAAAGUCUGAGAACUUCGAGGGUUUAGACCCGAUGAUAAUCAUUCCACAAUCAGCUCUGGUGACAGAAAGAACAAAAGGCCAUACUCCAAACUCUGAAAAUCGACUUGUCACAUUCCAAAGUAUAUCAGAGCAAAAUAGACCACCUUCAUUGUCUGCUUCUCAUGCUAUCAGUAAUACAGCUACAACAGUGUCAAUGCAGGUGCCAGAAUCACCGAAAGUAACUUCAUAUUCUGGUGUACGAGAACCCAUUCCACCCAUGCCACCUCGUUCGUUUCCGUUGGAUAGAUUCAGGUAUCCCAUUACAUCAUCCUCUUCUUCACCCACCUCUUCAACAUCAGGUUUUAAUAUUUGGGAUUUCCUAACAACAAGAAAACCUCUGAUACUUAAUACUGAACUAGUAACUUCCACCAGUAUGGAUGUUCAAUUUGGCUCAACAGAAAGGUACCCAGUGUACAAACCAGCUCAAGCUCAAGAGACAACCACAAGAUUCCUUGGCCCAGUUUACAGGCCACCCAGUUCUCUUGCUCCAGUGUACCGACCUGAUAUAAAGACUGAUCUUCCAGAAUCUUAUACAUCUGUGUACAAUCCUAAUAACCCUGGAACAACAGAUCAGUAUGGCCCAGUUUACCAGCCAAAUAGUGAACCCUCACCUCUUAAAGACUUUGCAUCUGAUCAGCAUGUUGUAGCAGUUCCAAUUAUCUCAGGUGGUAAUGUGCAGUACCUAACAGUAAAUAGAACAAGAUCAAAUUAUCCUAAUGUAGUUAUUGUAAACCUCCAGACAACGCCAGAAAAUGACUUUGAAACUACGACCCCAGUCACACCAGCCCUCGGUGAUUCAAGGAGACUAGACACCAAGCAGUUAGAAGAUGCCUUCAGAAUUGUUCUUGAAAAACUCAAUUAUCAUGGAGUGGAUGGGGAAACUCAUUUUGAAUAUCCACUGUCCGACCAUGGUUUUUCCAAUAGAGAUGGACAACCUGCUGAUUUUGAUAACUCAGAUACUGCUACUCCAUUGCAUGAAAACUUGCCUGACAAGUAUACUUCUCUUUUGUCUCUAUUGAGGAAUCUUAGCCAUAUUUAUCUUUCAGACCCUGAAGUAAUUCAACAAUUAAGGGAUUUUGAACAAACUUAUUAUUCUUCAGUGACUUUUAAACCAGAAAUAAAUAGUCACCAUGCAAACAUGUCCAGUGGCACUAAUAGUUUAACGACCAUUCCUGAUGUGACAUCUUAUUUCACACAUGUGCAACAGCCAACUAAUCUCACAGAAUCCUCUACAAAAGAUAAUUUUACAAGUUCGACACCGGAUUAUGUUUUCAUUCCACUGACAGACUCUAUUAGUUUUCAGAACCCAAAUAACCAUGGUGAUAACCCUCUUAGACCUGAAUUUAGAAGCAACUGGGAACCAAUUGGUAUGGAGGAGAGGGUUCCAAAGUCUGUACAGCUACCACCACUGCCUUAUAAUGUUACAAGUACUCCAUUACCAGAAACAGUAACUCCUUCUUUAACUCUUUUCAUGACUGAUAUUCAGAACACUAGCCUUUCUUCUCCCCAUAUUAUUGGUGUUUCUAGUAAGAGCCGUGGAAGUCCCAAGUCCACCACCAACUCUCCCAUUCACACUUUUGUCCUGAAGGAAGGUCAGUCACUGGAAGAGCUUCUCCAAGAAAUAUUUGACACAAUAUCAUUGGAAGAAGAAAACGAAACUUCUCCAGCAACUGAAAAAGAAACACCAGAGGCUGAAACUACUACCUUUGAGUCUCAAAUCACAGACCACACCACACAUCCUUCAGAUAACCGCAAUGAUAUCCUGGAGUCUAUCAACAGGAUAUUCUCAGAACAUAUGAACAAAACAAGAAAUAAUUCAGAGGCCUCGGAAAUAACAACAACAACAGAACUACCAACUUCAACAACUACGUCAACGUCAACCUCAACAACAACAACAACUCGAGCGACCACAACAUUACCUACAAGAGCUCCUUUUCGCUACACAACCAAGCAUUCUACUUCUCGUCCCUUUUCUCAUGAACUCUUUCCAGUAAUGACCCGUCCAAUGCAUCCCAUUAGAUUUACUACAACUACUGAAGGCUAUGAAGUCUUUGACGACGGAGACAAUGAAAUCAAGACGACGCUACUUGGCACCAGCCCUCCAUCGACAACAGAGAUGCGAACUGAAACUUCUGUGGAUAUAUCUUACAGUGUGCACUCGGGAACGACAGAACUCAAUUUCAGAAAAAAUGACUCCGAUUCGGCUUGCUCAAGUAAAUCCCAGUUCCGCUGUGAUAACGGCGAAUGUAUUCCUGAAUUUUCACGCUGUAACCUCAUUCAAGAUUGUAAGGAUUCAUCAGAUGAGGCUAACUGUACUUGCGCUGAUCUCUUAAAGAGCAAGUUCCUUAACAGGAAGAUUUGCGAUGGCAUCGUCGAUUGCUGGGAUCAUUCCGAUGAGACGAAUUGUGAUUGGUGUAAGCCUGGGCAGUUCAUCUGCUCUGGAUCAAGCCAGUGCGUAGAACCCAGUCAGGUCUGUGAUGGAAUAACAGACUGUGAAGGAGGCGACGACGAGAAGACCUGCGUCGCCAUUGCUCCCGAUGUGCCUGGGGCUAAUUCCCUCUUCUAUCAUGAAGAAGGCUUCCUGAUGGUACGUAAGAAAGGUCGAUGGGGAAAACUGUGUGUCGACAAUUUCGAGAACGCCAUGUCAAAGGCAGCCACCACCUGGAGUAUCAACGAUCUUGGGCAGGCAGUUUGCAAGACGCUGACAUUCAGCGACUUCCGGCACAUCGAACGGCAAGUGGACAGUCUUCCGCUAUCCAGGUCAGCCGUGCCUCGCAUCCCCGUCGAGCAACCAGGCACUGACGCUGCCCAAGGAUCAGAGGACCCCAUUUACUACGAAAUUGACGUCUCUACCUCUUCUACAUUGGCCUCCCGAGCUCGGUCACUCUUGCCACCUGCCGACUCGGCGGCUUCUUCCAUCAUAAGCACUCUGGCGAGGGACAAGAAGAGCUUAGCGGGAGCCGAUCUAAGGCUGUCGCUUGACUUCGAAAGAACGAGUUGUCCGAGAAAAGAUGUGGUGAAGGUGUCUUGUUCCAGCCUCCAGUGCGGAAUGAGGCCCAGGGCCGUCAGCCACAGGGCUAGGUAUUACCGAAGCGGCCACCUGAGACAACCUCGAAUCGUGGGUGGCAGUAACAGCGGACCCGGGUCAUGGCCCUGGCACGCGGCGCUCUACAAGGAAGGGGAGUACCAGUGUGGAGCCACGCUCAUCAACAACCAGUGGCUCGUAUCGGCUGGGCACUGCUUCUUCAGCGCCAUAACUGAUUACUGGGUGGCCAGACUCGGAGCGCUCCGUCGAGGAACCAAGUUCCCUUCGCCCUUUGAACAGCUGAGACACAUCACUCACAUAUUUAUUCAUCCCGAAUACGUCGACACAAGCUUCAUCAAUGACAUCUCCCUUUUGAGACUGAACGAACCCGUCAGCUUCACCGACUACGUCCGUCCUGUGUGUCUCCCAAGUCCUGGUGCCGUCGUCAGAAAUAAUCGCCUCUGCACUCUUGUAGGAUGGGGCCAGCUCUUCGAAGUUGGUAAAAUAUUCCCCGACACGCUACAAGAGGUGCAAGUGCCCUUAAUCUCAACGUCGGAGUGCCGCAAGAGAACUGUGUUCCUGCCCUUAUACAGAAUCACAGACGACAUGUUUUGCGCAGGAUACGACCGCGGUGGAAGGGACGCCUGUCUGGGCGACUCCGGUGGACCCUUGAUGUGUCAGGAACCAGAUGGAACAUGGAUGUUAGUAGGUGUCACAAGUAAUGGCUACGGUUGUGCUCGCCCCCACCGUCCUGGAGUGUACACCAAAGUUGUGAAAUACCUUGAAUGGAUGAAUCAGGUGAUGGAACUUACCAAAAGUGAACUGGUGGUGCCUAUGCCAAGCCGGUGUAACGGUCAUCGUUGUCCCUUGGGUCAGUGCCUUCCAAAGAGCAGUAUCUGCAACAGCAUGGUCGAAUGUUCAGACGGAUCUGACGAAGCAAACUGCAAGUAGAGUCCUUUUGUGGAGAAAAUUUCACCGGAAUCCUCAUAUCUGCAUCUGCGUCGACCUACAGCUCACAGAAUACUGCGAUGUUUUGCGUGGUCAGCCGAGCGAGAUGCAGCACGGAAGGAGCUGCAAGGAGAAUCAGUUUAUCCUUUACGUCAGAUACUACGCCUGGUACUAGAUCAUACGAUCGGAUGUUCCAUAGGGCGCGUCGUCUAAAGGGGAAAUUUACACAUACUUGACAGACUGGCCCAAAGUUGCAGGUCAAGGCCUCUGGUUCUGGCAGCCGGAAAGAGGCUUGGUUGUGAGGUUCAGGAUAAGUUGUCAGCCUCAAACUUGAUAAGGACGAUGCGAAAGGUUGACGCUUUUACCUGUAGUGUUUGGAUCAAUAUUUAUUGUGCCUUCAGUCAAUCCACACACAUUUACCGAAAUGUGCCUUAAGGCUCUAAAAAGAGAGCUGGACUGAAAGUGUGCCUAACGCAUCGCUAUACUGUAUGCAUUUUCAGUGACAAAUUACAUCUGUAUGGAAAACCGUAUUAAAAAAAAUCACAGCUUGUAAUAUAAAAGGAUCGGACUUUAUGACUUCUUUAGAACAAUGCAGCGUGAAAUACCAUAGUUUGUGGAUGGUUUUUGCAGAAAAUCCGUUAACAGUUUUGUCAACAACUGUCAAUUCCAUGCUAGUUAAUGAUGGGCAUUAUAUAAGUUAAAAUUCAAUUAGACAGGGUUCGAUUAGGAUUUAUAUACUGCAGUCCAAAUGACCAAAAAGUGAAAAAAAGUGAACAGAAGUAUAUUAAAACUAAAUUAUAUAGAUUUUAGUUUAUCAGAUUAGUUAUGGUACUUUAGUGCUGCAGUUUGUCAAUUACUUAUUUUAGUGACUUGAGAGAUAGGUGUUCAGAGGUCUUAUGUCCACAAGUUAAGAACAUAGACUGAAUGAUUCGUCUUCGGUUGUGAAUGGUCGAUUGUUAAUCGCCAUAGGUAAUUAAUUAUUGUGUUAUUUCUAGAGUGUGCAGUGACAAAUUCUUCCAGAGUGGAGAUUGUUUUCAUUUAGACAAUGAGUCUGGAAAACAUCAUUGCAAUAUAUGUAGAAUCAAAGAGGCUUAGUUUCUUAUACAGUAUCGUGGAGGAGCUGUAUUAAUUAGUUUCUCAUUGAUCGGAUUAUAGUGCAACUUAGAUGUACAUUAGUCAACUCAAAGGCAUUACGAUAGAAAGAUGAUCAUAGAGCAUGACAUUAGAAUGUUUUAUGUGAUAAGAAUAUCUCAGCCUUCUACACAUGUACAUAGACACAGUUACCUGCACAGCCAGGUUUUUGUAAGUAGUAUUUCACAGUUUGGAUGUUGAUCAUCCCGAACCUAAAGAGUCGUAAUUUAAGGCUGCUACAGGUACAUGGUAUACCCUUUCUGACUAAAUGGUUAUUGUGGUGUGUUCCUCCUUACUGAAACCACCUACAGUUUUUUGCGUAUGUGCAACGUCCCGGACCUUGACCCAUUUGUUUUUUAAAUGACGCAGUUAAGUCUACAGACGUUCAUUAUAUUAUUCGUAGUGUUGUAACUUGAUUCAUAAUAUUUUCAUAAUGUAUUUUCGUUUAUAAAACGUUUUAUUUAUUAAUAACUCGUUUGCGUAUUUUUUCAGUUCAGCUCGUGCGGAAGCGAUUUCCUAAUCACAGUACCUCAAGACUUUUCAAUAAUACCGACCUUCCUAUGAACACACGAACAUAAACAAUUACUACUACUGCUGCUGCAGAAAGAGGAGCACAUCUAAUAAGGCAUUUCUUAGACUUGGUAUUCACGUCUGACGUAUAGUACUCGUAGCAAUAUUUUACUUUUACUAUAAGAGUAUAGUUGCCUUCAUAGUCACUUAUUCAGGUCACAAAUCAUCUUUCAUUCA